UACAUUACACCCCUCGGUCGCUAUUGAUCACCAAACGGAUACUUAAUGUGAAUGUUUUGUUAGGUUUAUUUUGUUUUUAUGUGGUGUUCACUGUAUUUUGGCUGCGGACCUCUCCUUUCGAAUCGAUUUGCAGAUCCUUGAUUUAUUGAAUUUACCGCCAAACUCCGAAUUCCCCAGCAGGUUACCAUUAUUAUGUACAACUUGAUGGUAUUUUAAACGUAUGAAUGGAAUUUUAAUAUCGGAUGGUCGUUUCCAUGUGUUUCUUGAAUGCAGCGCCAUCGUCUUUCGUUCCCACAAGCUCGAGCCACAGGUGGCUAGUUAUUUAGCUGCAGAAAUAGCGGGUGUUAUCGGCUGCUUAUGUAAACACAAAAUUCAAUUUUCAUUCAAAGUGCAAAACGUUCAAAAUCAACAAAGGGUUACUAAAAAACAGUCGAACAGAACACCGUAUUAUCUGAGUUCGACAGGUCAGGUCUGAGUCAGUUGCUGAAGGCGCACUGUUUGACAUGGAAGUACCGUUACAGAUCAGCGGGGUGGUCCAACUUUCCCAUUGACAACAUUAGCUCUUUUAGCAAGUGCCCACAAUGGGGUCGGUUUUGGAGGAUCCGACCCUAGAGAGACACUUCAAGGGGCAUAAAGAUGCUGUCACAUGUGCAGACUUCAAUCCAAACUGCAAACAACUGGCCUCAGGGUCAGUGGAUAAGAGCCUGAUGAUCUGGAAUCUGGCUACAAAAGCGAGGGCUUUCCGCUUUGUUGGCCACCAAGACGCCAUCACUGGUGUGCAGUUCUCCCCCUUUGGUAACCUGGUGGCUACGUCCUCCAAGGACAGAACAGUCCGACUGUGGACACCUUCCAUGAAAGGAGAGUCAACAGUGUUUAAAGCCCACACGGCCGCUGUACGCAGUGUUGGUUUCUCCCACGAUGGCCAGAGACUGGUGACAGCGUCUGACGACAAGUCUGUCAAAGUGUGGAGUGUUCACCGGCAGUGCUUCGUCUACUCUCUCAGCCAGCACACCAACUGGGUGCGCUGUGCCAGGUUUUCUCCAGAUGGGCGGCUAAUAGUUUCCUGCGGAGACGACCGUGCCGUCCGGCUAUGGGACACAUCCACCAAACACUGCAUUAACUGUUUCACUGACUAUGAAGGACCAGCAACGUUUGUUGAUUUCAACUCAAGCGGCACCUGUAUUGCAUCCUCAGGAGCUGACAGUUCAUUGAAAAUCUGGGAUCUACGGACCAACAAGCUGAUACAGCAUUAUCAAGUCCACAGUGCAGGAAUCAACAGUUUUUCCUUCCACCCAUCCAACAACUACCUGAUCAGUGGCUCCAGUGAUAGCACUGUUAAGAUCCUAGACCUGCUGGAGGGGCGCCUCAUCUACACCCUCCGUGGACAUAAAGGCGCUGUAUUCACUGUAGCCUUUUCCAGGGCUGGAGAUCUCUUUGCUUCGGGGGGAGCUGAUGGGCAGGUGCUGAUGUGGCGGACAAACUUUGACACCAAAUCCUACCAGGACAUCCUGCAACAACACAGCUGGAGGUCCACCCCCGAUCCACCACCCCACCUGACUGAUAUCCACCCCAGAGGACCCCACCUUCAUCACCCACAGCCCACAGCCAUUCAGGUCAGCUUUAGCUGUGACGCCAGUUUGACCAGACAAGGUGUCCUCUACUGA
Molecule: messenger RNA, 1664 nt
Organism: Micropterus dolomieu (smallmouth bass)
Lineage: Eukaryota; Metazoa; Chordata; Actinopteri; Centrarchiformes; Centrarchidae
Product: POC1 centriolar protein homolog B-like
Exons: 10
Coding region: 582-1664 (360 amino acids)
Biological process (GO): cilium assembly
Cellular component (GO): centriole; ciliary basal body
Molecular function (GO): protein binding
Source: RefSeq, a predicted model, not a curated record